Molecule: messenger RNA, 3320 nt
Organism: Salvelinus fontinalis (brook trout)
Lineage: Eukaryota; Metazoa; Chordata; Actinopteri; Salmoniformes; Salmonidae
Gene: atl2
Product: atlastin GTPase 2
Exons: 13
Coding region: 336-2171 (611 amino acids)
Biological process (GO): protein homooligomerization; endoplasmic reticulum organization
Molecular function (GO): GTPase activity; GTP binding
Source: RefSeq, a predicted model, not a curated record
CACUAAGGCACCUCAGGGUUUGUAGUAAAUAACCAAUAUACCACGGUUCCCCUUCUUUCGGGAUGUAGUGGAGUAAAAGUAGGCCUAGUCAAAAUAUAAAUAGCAAAGUCAAGUACAGAUACCCCCCAAAACGACUUAAGUAGUACUUCAAAGUAAUUUUACUUAGUUAAUUUAAUACACUGAUUGGACAUCAGCCACUGAUGGUGUACUGCAUUGGAUCUUUCUUAGGACCCUGCGGAUAACCAUCAGGCAACGUGAACUUCCUAAAAGAAAGCAGCGAAACUGGGUUCUUUGACGUCAGCUACGUGUGACUAUUUUAAUUUAAACAGGACAAGAUGGCGGAGGUGAGAUUGAGCGGGCUGAGUAAGAGGAAUCAUUUCGAACAAAACCACAAAAGACACGUCUUUGACGAAGGUGCAGGUGGUGUGGAGGAUGUUCCUCUGUCCCUGCCAGAUCGGAGGACUCGUCGCAGGAUAGCGCCUCGGGCAGAGGCUGACAGCGAGACAGACGAGUUGGAACAGGCCCCAGAGCUGAGUCAUGUUAGGGAGCAGCCAACUGAAGAGCAGCCUAUGGUGGGGUUGGAGAAGGCUCGGCCCAUCCAGAUAGUCCUGGCCCACGAGGACGACCACAAAUUUGAGCUGGACACGGAGGCCCUGGAGAAGCUCCUACUGCAGGAGGAUGUCAGAGACCUCAAUGUGGUGGUGGUGUCUGUCGCCGGGGCCUUCCGCAAGGGCAAGUCCUUCCUGCUGGACUUCAUGCUCCGAUACAUGCUCAACCAGCAGCAGGAGCAGUCAGACUCGUGGGUGGGGGGUGAUGAUGAUCCUCUGACAGGGUUCAGCUGGAGAGGAGGCUGUGAGAGGGAGACCACAGGGAUCCAGGUCUGGAGUCAGGUGUUUGUGGUCAACAAGCCAGAUGGGAGCAAGGUUGCUGUUCUGUUAGUGGACACACAGGGAGCCUUUGACAGCCAGUCCACCAUAAAGGACUGUGCAACAGUUUUUGCCCUGAGCACCAUGACCAGCUCUGUACAGGUGUAUAACCUGUCUCAGAAUAUUCAGGAGGAUGACCUUCAGCAUCUCCAGCUCUUCACAGAAUACGGCCGGCUUGCUUUGGAGGAAAUCUAUCUAAAACCCUUUCAGUCACUCAUGUUCCUGAUCAGAGACUGGAGCUAUCCAUACGAACACAACUAUGGACUGGAGGGAGGGAACCGCUUUCUAGAGAAGAGACUGCAGGUGAAACAGAACCAGCACGAGGAGCUGCAGACUGUGAGGAAACAUAUCCACUCCUGCUUCUCCAACAUCGGUUGCUUCCUACUGCCCCACCCUGGCCUCAAGGUGGCCACUAACCCCAUGUUUGACGGAAGAUUAAAAGACAUUGAUGGUGACUUCAAGGAGGCGCUGAGCAAUCUGGUGCCCUUACUGCUGGCUCCUGAAAACCUGGUGGAGAAGGAGAUUGGAGGGGCGAAAGUGACCUGCAGAGAUCUAGUGGAGUAUUUUAAGGCCUAUAUAAAGAUCUAUCAAGGGGAGGAGCUUCCUCAUCCCAAGUCCAUGUUACAGGCAACGGCUGAAGCCAACAACCUUACAGCAGUUGCUGGAGCAAAAGACACGUACAGCAAAAGCAUGGAAAUGGUGUGUGGAGGGGACAAGCCCUACAUCGCCCCUGCAGACCUGGAACGUUGCCACGAGGAGGUCAAGGAGUGCUCGUUGCGUCAGUUCCGCUCCGUGAAGAAGAUGGGUGGAGAGGACUUCUGCAAGAAAUACCAGGAGCAGCUGGAGGGUGAGCUGGAUGAGGCCUACUCCAACUUCCACAAGCACAACGAGGGCAAGAACAUCUUCUAUGCCGCACGCACGCCCGCAACGCUGUUCGUCGUCAUGUUCGCCACCUACAUCGUCUCAGGGCUGACCGGCUUCAUCGGAAUGAACACUAUUGCCAUGCUGGCCAACCUGGUCAUGGGCGUGGCCCUCAUGAUGCUCUGCAUGUGGGCCUAUGUAAAAUACUCAGGGGAGUUCAGAGAUGUGGGCACCAUCAUAGACCUGUUGGCAGAGACACUCUGGGAACAGGUGUUGAAGCCUCUGAGUGAGCAAUAUAUGGAGGAUAACGUUAGACAGACUGUGGUCAACUCCAUCCGAGCCAGUCUGACAGAACAGGUCACGCAGCACGCCAAGUCACACUGACCCCCCCCCCCCCCCCCUCUCUCUCUCUGCCAUCCGCUCACCCACUCACUCACUCAGUGUGCUAAGUCCUAGAACUGUGCAAACCAAAGUAUACCCACCCCCAGCCAACCUCGUCUGCUGUAGUGUCCUGUGUUACUGCUGGCUUCUCUAUCAGAUCCCUUCUGUUGGGAGGUAGACAAUCAGUGAGUUAAGUGGAGUUGCCAGUCUUCUCCUGCCUUUACCAAAAUUGGACCCAUUUCUCGAAUGUGCCAUUUUGUAGAUGCAACCCCACCCCCACCCAGGAUUUUAAAUUAUGAAGAGUUGUCAGUUUUGUUGGCUCGGUUUUAGUUUCUAAUACUGUCAUUAAAUAGAUUGCAGUUGCUUGGGUUUCAAGGGAAAUUCAGGGAAAUGCAGCUCUGACGCUGUGCCUUUGGAAGCAAGCUGAACUAUCUGCAUGGUCAUAUACUGUAGCCAAGCCAGUCUGUUCCUCCCCCUCUUCUGAUAUUGUUUGGUUUUUAACUGUGGUGGAUUUAGGAAGCAUUUGAGCCUCAUUGUUUUUAAGGUACUGAACUUGCUUUAGUGUCUACCUACCAGUAUUUCCCACUGCAUGGUAUUAGGUCAACAUAGCGCUAGAAUAGGUCCUAGAGUUCAAGCUAUUGGUUAGCGGGGAAAUAUUCAGACCAUAUAACUUGUUUUUCUUAAACCCACAAGUAUAGUGGGAGUGAUCAAAGUUAUUGCAAAUCUAGCAUGUUUUUCUCUUAAUACAGCACUGAUCAUUUAUGCCAACACCUUAGUACCAAUUCCAUCCACAACUGUCUCGCCUAGGAACGUGCCAGUUUGUACAGUCUUUUUUUGUUUUACAAAUAAGGCAUGAUGUAUAUGACAUUGAAACUUUGUAUACAUUUUAUAGUGUUAUGGCUUUUUUGGGGGGGAUUGGCCUAAAAGUGAUUUGUUAUGGAAUGUUUUGUGAUUGGUCUUGUAAAAUUGCGUGUUUUCUUUCUACUAUACCAGUAUGUAAACAAACUCCAGGCUAGAGCACUUCAAUUCCACCUCGGACAAUGCUUUCUGGAAUUUGAGUGGGCCGAAAGUCUUUUUGCAUUUUAAUUUGACUGUAAUUUAUUUUUCAAUAAUGAGUACAUUGACUUUAAUGAUUAAAAUCAAUUUACUGUU